Molecule: messenger RNA, 1020 nt
Organism: Galendromus occidentalis (western predatory mite)
Lineage: Eukaryota; Metazoa; Arthropoda; Arachnida; Mesostigmata; Phytoseiidae
Exons: 6
Coding region: 1-1020 (339 amino acids)
Source: RefSeq, a predicted model, not a curated record
AUGGAUUCGGACAUAGCCUUGAGCUACUCCGUUACAACUCUGACAUUGUUGUUCCUCAUAAUCGGUCUAGUGCUGAAUGCGGUCGCCUUGGUGGUGUUUUAUGAUGUGCCUAAGUUGCUGAGAUCAACCAUCAACACUCUGGUCAGGAACCUUUUCGUGGUUCAUUUAUGGACCGUGUUAGUUUUAGGGCCACUGGUUUCGUUCGAUUGUCAGGCUCAUACACAGCAAAGGCUUGGAAGGAACAACUUCUCUGCUUUUGAGACGUAUCCGUCCACUUGUUCUCUCUUCUGUACUUCGGUGCGCUUCCUGCGAGAGUUCUUCACGACCAGCGUCUCCGCCAUCCUGUGGAUCAUGGUGCUCGAUCGCACCAUGACGAUCGUUCUUCCGAAGAGUCCGAGUACCCUGUACUUAAAACGAAACCCGACCCUGUGCACGCUCGUGGCGUGCCUGUUGGCGGCUGUGGGUCAAGCUCACAGCUUCUUCGGUCUUUUUUUCGAGGAGGGAUCGCGAGUGUGUGAGGUGGCGCUCCACCAGACGUUAUGGAGUUACCUUCCGGAGUCAUUCUUCUUGACCCAAGUCAGUGCUCUCGUCCUUGUGUCUUUGAUUCUUUUGAUCAAACUGCGGUCAGCACCUCCGAAGUACGCCACGGGCUCCAUGAAACGCAUUGUGCUUCUCGUUGUGAUUCUGAUCGCUUCCUACAUCAUGUGCACGACGCCGCAGAAGAUGUCACGAUUCCUCCGCGACAGCGCCGUGCAACCCAAAAUUUUGGAAACUAUGAGCUUGAUGUCGAUUUUCGCCCAUCCGUUGAUCUACUACAUGAUCAGCGUAAACUUUCGUAAAGCGUUGAGACGAAGCAUUCGUCGAAGGGCUUCUGCGCUCACCAGUCGGCACGCUUCACGCAGCCCUGAAAACGUGAACGCGGCUCUCAGCGUGACAGCUUUCUCUAUAACAUCGGAAACGACUGCGCGACAAUCGAGCUCCAACACCCACAGGGGGGUCGCAUGUGCUUGUGAGAAGUGA